CGUCGCUCAGUCCUCCCGCUUCCUUUCCUUCUCGCACCCCUCCUUCCUUCCUUCCUUCCGCCGGGAGCGAUGGAGCCGGGACGCCGGGCGGCCGCGGCGCUGCUGGCGCUGCUGUGCGCUGGCUGCGCGCUGCGCUCAGGGCGCGCCCAGUACGAGCGCUACAGCUUCCGCAGCUUCCCUCGGGACGAGCUGAUGCCGCUCGAGUCGGCCUACCGGCACGCGCUGGACCAAUACAGCGGCGAGCACUGGGCGGAGAGCGUGGGCUAUCUGGAGAUCAGCCUGCGGCUGCACCGCCUGCUACGCGACAGCGAGGCCUUCUGCCACCGCAACUGCAGCGCGGCGCCGCAGACCGAGCCCGCCGCCGGCCUCGCGCGCUACCCGGAGCUGCGCCUCUUCGGGGGCCUGCUGCGCCGCGCGCACUGCCUCAAACGCUGCAAGCAGGGCCUACCGGCCUUCCGCCAGUCGCAGCCCAGCCGCGAAGUGCUGGCCGACUUCCAGCGCCGAGAGCCCUACAAGUUCCUGCAGUUCGCCUACUUCAAGGCAAAUAAUCUUCCAAAAGCCAUUGCAGCUGCUCACACCUUUCUACUGAAGCAUCCUGAUGAUGAAAUGAUGAAGAGAAACAUGGCUUAUUACAAGAGCCUGCCCGAUGCCGAGGACUACAUUAAAGACUUGGAAACCAAGUCGUAUGAGAGCCUGUUCAUCCGAGCCGUGCGGGGGUACAAUGGUGAGAACUGGAGGACAUGCAUCACGGACAUGGAGCUGGCCCUUCCUGACUUUUUCAAGGCCUUUUAUGAGUGUCUCGCUGCCUGCGAGGGCUCCCGGGAGAUCAAGGACUUCAAGGAUUUCUAUCUUUCCAUAGCAGAUCAUUAUGUGGAAGUUCUGGAAUGCAAAAUACAGUGUGAAGAGAACCUCACCCCAGUUAUAGGAGGAUAUCCAGUCGAGAAAUUUGUGGCUACCAUGUAUCAUUAUUUGCAGUUUGCUUAUUAUAAAUUGAACGACUUGAAGAACGCAGCCCCCUGUGCGGUCAGCUACCUGCUCUUUGACCAGGACGAUAAGGUCAUGCAGCAGAACCUGGUGUAUUAUCAGUACCACAGGGACAAGUGGGGGCUCUUGGAGGAGCAUUUCCAGCCCAGACCAGAAGCAGUUCAGUUCUUUAACGUGACGACACUCCAGAAAGAGCUGCAUGACUUUGCUAAGGAAAACAUAAUGGAUGAUGAUGAGGGAGAGGUUGUGGAGUAUGUGGAUGACCUCUUGGAGCUGGAGGAGACCAGCUAGCCCCCAGCAGCCAGAGAGACUUCCUCUUGAUGUUCAGGAAACACAGAUUCUUUGUCUUCCUUUUCCUAAUAGUACAAGUUGUUGAUACCUCGGAGCCUUCUCUUUACUCUGUGAAGUGAAAGAGAAGCCCCCAUCUCUCACUACAGCUAACCAGGGGUGAGCCUGCCUUCCACGUGUCCAUACCUGCCCCCCCUCUUCACACCUGCCCCCCUUCACACCUGCUUCCCAUCUUCACACCUGCCCCCCUUCACACCUGCCCCCCAUCUUCACACCUUCCCCCUUCACACCUGCCCCCCUUCACACCUGUCUCCCCCUCUUCACACCUGUCUCCCCCUCUUCACACCUGUCUCCCCAUCUUCACACCUGCCCCCCAUCUUCACACCUGCCUUCUCCAUUUUUAUACCUGCCUUCUCACCAUUUUGGUUAGAAGGACAGUUUUCCAUGGAUAGUUUUUUUCUUUUCCCAGAAAAUCAGUAUUAUUUUUUAAAUAAGAAAAAUACUCCUAAAAGGUGAUAAUUAUAAAAACCUACUCUAGCCUUUCUGCUUUUCCACAUUUUGGUUUUGUUUCUCCCCAUCCCCUGAUCCAGCAAAGAUGGUGAGGACAAAGGUUAAACUUCUCCUCAUGAUGGUCUGUA
Messenger RNA from Balaenoptera ricei (Rice's whale), 1910 nucleotides. RefSeq names its product cartilage associated protein (gene CRTAP). The transcript has 7 exons. The record is from RefSeq and is a predicted model, not a curated record. The coding region runs from base 70 to 1275 and encodes 401 amino acids. Gene Ontology annotation, biological process: peptidyl-proline hydroxylation to 3-hydroxy-L-proline; collagen fibril organization. Gene Ontology annotation, cellular component: endoplasmic reticulum. Lineage: Eukaryota; Metazoa; Chordata; Mammalia; Artiodactyla; Balaenopteridae. Gene Ontology annotation, molecular function: collagen binding; protein binding.